Schizosaccharomyces osmophilus is the source of this 2187-nucleotide messenger RNA. RefSeq names its product alpha,alpha-trehalase Ntp1 (gene ntp1). Gene Ontology annotation, cellular component: cytoplasm. NCBI's taxonomy places the organism in Eukaryota, Fungi, Ascomycota, Schizosaccharomycetes, Schizosaccharomycetales, Schizosaccharomycetaceae. The transcript has a single exon. Gene Ontology annotation, molecular function: alpha,alpha-trehalase activity; calcium ion binding. Gene Ontology annotation, biological process: trehalose catabolic process. The coding region runs from base 1 to 2187 and encodes 728 amino acids. The record is from RefSeq and is a predicted model, not a curated record.
AUGCCUCCCAAAUUCUCUUCUCACUACGUUGACACCAAUGAAAAGCCCAAUGAGAAUGAUCGGGAUAGUGACCCCUUCGUGAAUGCCAAAAGUUAUUAUUCAAAAGACACAGAUAUCUCGACUCGUCUUGGUUCAGGCCGUGGACGCACGCUUUCUACUUCAGCAGAAUCGGGAUCGUCUCUCACUCCCGAACUUAAAAAUAUUCGCCGCCGCGGUAGUUUGGACGAACAUAAAGAGCCUCGGAAAUUUUUGGUAGACGUCGAAAAAACUCUGCAUUCUUUGCUGGAAUCCGAGGAUACCGAUCGCAAUAUGCAAAUUACCAUUGAGGAUACUGGCCCAAAAGUCGUUUCCUUAGGUAGUGCUAGUUCCGGUGGCUAUCGUCUUUACGAGCUUCGGGGUACGUAUCAGUUGUCCAACUUGCUUCAGGAACUGACUCUUGCGAAGGACUUUGGUCGUCGCUAUGUUAUGAUUGAUGAGCGCAGAUUGAAUGAAAAUCCUGUUAGCCGUCUUUCUCGACUUAUUAAAGGAACCUUUUGGGAUGCCCUUACCCGUAGAAUUGAUGCUAGUACUUUAGACGUCAUUUGCCAUGACACUAAGGAUCGUUCUGGCCACUCUGUUAACCGUAUUUAUGUUCCUAAGCCUGAAAAAGAACAAUACGAAUACUAUUGUCGUGCUGCAAAAGAGCGUCCUUAUCUGAACUUGCAAGUGGAAUAUUUACCUGAAGCAAUUACGAAAGAGUGGGUGCGGGAUGCCAACCAAAAACCCGGCUUACUUGCUCUUGCCAUGGAAAGGUAUAAGGACGAUGAAGGAGAAACUCACCUCCGUGGUGUCCCCUUUGUCGUUCCUGGCGGCCGUUUUAAUGAAAUGUAUGGCUGGGACUCUUAUUUUGAAGCGCUUGGUUUGCUCAUUGACGGCCGCGUUGAUUUGGCUAAAGGCAUGGUUGAAAAUUUCAUUUUCGAGAUUACAUACUAUGGUAAGAUUUUGAAUGCUAAUCGGACUUACUACUUGCUACGUUCUCAACCUCCCCUCCUUACGGAUAUGGCCAUUCGUGUAUAUGAACAUAUCAAGAACGAGGAAGGUUCCAAAGACUUUUUAUACAGAGCCCUCUGUGCAGCCAUGAAGGAAUAUUAUACAGUUUGGAUGAGCUCCCCUCGUUACGACACAAAAACUGGUCUUUCUAGAUACCGCCCCGAUGGUCUUGGAAUUCCUCCAGAAACCGAAGCUAGUCAUUUUGAGCAAUUGUUGCGUCCCUACAUGGAGAAAUACAACAUGACUCUCGACGAAUUUACCGAAGCUUACAAUUAUCAAAAAGUUCAGGAACCUUUUCUAGACGAUUACUUCUUACACGAUCGUGCCGUACGUGAAAGUGGCCACGACACGACUUACCGCCUUGAAAAAGUGUGUGCCGAUUUGGCAACCGUUGACUUGAAUUCUCUUUUGUAUAAGUAUGAAACAGAUAUAUCCCGUGUUGUUUUAGAAAUCUUCAAUGACAAACUUGUAUUGCCAGAUGGCAAUGUCGAAACUUCCGCUAUUUGGGACCGCCGCGCAAGAGCUCGUCGAGCUGCUAUGGAAAAGUACAACUGGUCAGAAGCCGAAUCCAUUUGGUACGAUUAUGACACAAAAUUCGAAAAGCGAGGUACUUAUCAGAGUGCAACUGCAUUCUGGGCUCUUUGGGCUGGCGUGGCUACCCCUCGACAAGCGGCUAGAUUCAUUGAAGUCAGCUUACCCAAGUUUGAAGUAUCCGGCGGUAUUGUGGCAGGUACCAAGGAAAGUCUUGGUCAAGUAGGUUUACAUAAUCCUAGUCGUCAAUGGGAUUAUCCGAAUGGCUGGAGUCCUCAACAGAUUUUAGCCUGGUAUGGCCUUCUCCGUUAUGGUUACGAAGAUGAACUGCGUAGAGUAGUAUAUCGCUGGCUGUAUACCAUCACGAAGUCUUUCGUUGACUUCAACGGAGUCGUCGUUGAAAAAUACGAUUUGACCAGAGCCGUUGAUCCCCAUCGUGUUGAAGCAGAAUACGGCAAUCAAGGUCUCGAUAUUCAAGGUGUUGCAAGAGAAGGAUUUGGAUGGGUUAAUGCUAGUUAUGAAAUUGGACUUACCUUUUGCAAUUCUCACAUGCGGAGAGCUUUGGGUGCAUGCACUGAACCUGCGAUUUUCUUCAGCGAUAAAAAACAACAAGAGAUUGGAAGUUAA